Dothidotthia symphoricarpi CBS 119687 is the source of this 2012-nucleotide messenger RNA. RefSeq lists its product as uncharacterized. Gene Ontology annotation, cellular component: Swr1 complex. Gene Ontology annotation, molecular function: ATP-dependent H2AZ histone chaperone activity. The transcript has a single exon. The coding region runs from base 186 to 2012 and encodes 608 amino acids. Lineage: Eukaryota; Fungi; Ascomycota; Dothideomycetes; Pleosporales; Dothidotthiaceae. Gene Ontology annotation, biological process: chromatin remodeling. The record is from RefSeq and is a predicted model, not a curated record.
GUAUUUGGUAUAUCAUGUUGAGUAGUAUUUUGGUGGUGUUAUCUGGCUGUCGUGUCUCGAGUCAGUACUGCGAUCUCACGCGCCUCCCCCGAGUCAGCUAGUGCCUCGCGUGGAAUCUCCAACGUGAAUCGUCUUCGACAUGACGCACUUGUCCAAACACCACGACGACCCGACAAGAAACGACCAUGUCUGAGCCGCGCCGAUCGACGCGAGCGCGCGCCCGCGAGGAAGCCGCCCCAAUCCCCGAGACACCCACGCCCAAAGACCGACCAGCCAAAAGCGCAAAAUCAACGCUGAAGCGCAAACGCUCGAGCGCCGUCGCAACACCCGCAACGCCAACAGCAGAAGCCACGCCCCACGCCCCCCAGCACACGCUGCCCCUCCGCAUCACCGACGGCCAGCCGCUACCCACACUCCCCUCGCCACAACCCCUCGAACUGCCCGCCGCAGAGUGGCAGGACAUCCAGCAGAGCGGGGUGCUCAGCGCGUCGCUGCAGCAGUCGCGCGCCGUGUGGGUGUCAGGCGUCAAUUUCCGCACCUUCCACGAGUUCUUCACUCAGCCCAAAAAGGUCCCCGAGCGCACGGAUGAGGAUAAGGCGAGGCAGCAGCGCCAGAAGGAGCUGCAGAAGAACUUUCCCCAGGUUGGACCCGAGGCGCAGCUGGUGAUUGAGCCGCAUACGUUUAAUAUCAGGCUGUAUGGGCCGCGCGAGGUGCCGAGGACACUGCCCAAGAAGACGCCGAGUUAUGGCGCUUGGCCGAAUCAUAGCCAGAAUACGCAGUAUACGCAGCCGCAUCCACAUCAGCAGUCUCACCCGCAUCCGCACCAGUAUGGACAGCCCGCCUACCAGAAGCCGCAGCCGCAGCCGAGACCGCCCCCGCCGAAGCCCGUUGCUGUCCCGCAGACUCCGACCCCAGCGACGUCGACGCCCGCGCCCGACCCCGUCAUCCACAUGCUAGCCGCGCGGGCAGGGACAGACCCCGAGCUCAAAGCCGUGAUGAAGAUAGUCGCAGCAGGCCAGGCGACGAAAGAACAGCUGGAGUUCUUCCAGAUCCACAUCCAGGAGCUGACGGAUAUAGUGGCGGGGCAAAAGGGCGCUGCAAAAUCGAAAGUCGAAGCGCCGCCUGCGAAAGUGAGCGCCGCGCCGCCACAGCAAAAGCCAGUCGCGACACCCGUGCAGGCAAAACCCGCGCCGACACACGUCGUUGCUGCGCCGCCUAGGCCUGUCCAACCUGCUCAGCACCCGCAGCAACAGCAACAGCAUCAACCACAACAACCACAGAAGCCAUACGCCCCACCCCUCCAACAACACCCCUAUAACCCCACACCCUACACCCAACCACCGCCACAAUACCACCACCCCACCCCCCAAUACAACACCCCCCCACCCCCGCGCACCACCUACCGACCCUUAGUAUUCUCCUUCACCGAAGGCAACCAAGACAUGUUCUACCUCCCCUCGUACAGCAUCUUAGAAUGGCUACCCAACGGGUCGGGCGCAAAACUCUCGUUUUUGAUUACGAAGAUGAAGGACGAUAUUGCGCCACCAACGGCAAUACCAACACCAACACCUACGCCAAUUACUCCCACACCCACCGCCCCGUUAAAUCCACCCACUACCCCCUCCCUGCCCCCCCAACAACAACCACCCUUCACACCACCCCCCCGCAUAGAAUCCUUCGACGACCAAACUCUCAUCCCCCACAUCUCCCUCUACCAGCCCGUCACCGUGCUCCUUCUAACAGACAGCUUUGAUAUUAAAAAUGCCCUCGCGAGAGCGGUCAGGCCGCAUGAUGUCGUGGAGCGGUAUAUGGAGGAGGUCUUUCAGAGGUGUCGGAGGGCGGGGGAGACGUAUUUGGCGUUUAGGCUGCCUAGGGAGGAGGGCGUGAGGGAGGUAGAGGGGGAUGGGGGGGUAGGGGGGGUGCUAGGGACGGUGGGGGAAGGGGGUGUGAUGGGGGGAGGGGGGGAGAAGAAGAAGGCUGGACGGCCGCGGAGGAGUGGUGGGGCUUUUUAG